UAUGGUAUCAUAAAAAGCCAUAUUAUGUUGUUCGUUUUGCUUCUGUUAAACUUGAUUGUCGUGACAUCAACCACUGAUAGUUGGCAUCAACUUGAUGGCAUCGAAUAUUACAUUGAGUAUUCAAAUAGAACAACACUAGGAGUUACACAAGCGAAGAAUAACUGUGCUUUAAUGGGCGCUAUUCUAACUGUUGUUAAUUCUCAACGGAUUCAAGAAUUUUUAGUGGAAAAUAUAAACAGUUCAAAACUAAGAGUUGCGUCUUAUUCUUUUUACAUUGGUUUGAGUUGGAUUAACAAUACUACAUUACAAUGGUCGGAUGGAACAGUGGUUACUUUGUCAUCAGGAUAUACGAAUUGGAACAGCAGUAAUGAGACCGUCUAUAAUUCCAGGAAUCUGUGUGUUACGAUGGGAUGGCAUGCCCGUUUAAUUGAUGGCUUUAAAUGGAAAAGUGUAUUUUGCAACGAAAUACAUCAUUAUAUUUGCCAAAAAAACAAUAAAACAACGACAAUAGCUACAACAUCAAAAAGACAAAUUACUGUUCAACCAAGCACAAUUGAAACUUCAACUAAAGCUACAACACACAAGUCUGGUACAAGUGUGAUUGGUUAUGCCAUGAUUAGUGUUGGAGCAAUCGUUGUCAUCGUCAUAUGUGGAACAAUCUACAUCAAGUAUCAAAGAUGUAAUAGGAAUACGGCUCGAAACAAUUCUUUCUCGAAUGAAGACGAUGGACGUGUCGUUCGUGACAACGUGGUGUACGGCCGAGCUCCAGAACACGUCCAAAACCAAGUCGAUCCUGUGUAUAGCUGAGAAAAUUUUAAGGAAACGUGGUCCCAAAUAUUGAGUAGCACUGUAUUACGCAUGGUACCGUGGGGUAAGAUGGGAUACUGUUAGAACACAUAUUUCCUGAUCGUGAUUUGAACAAUUAUCUUGUACACUCAAAAAGAAUCGAUUAUAUAAUUUUGUAAAUAAUCUUUGUUUAAUACCAAAUGAAGCGAUAAAAGAGAAUUUAAUCACUGAACAUUUUACCAACGCGAACUUAAUGAGAGUAUAUCGCACGUUGCUAUGGAUAAGCUGCUGUUGAAAACGACAACCACAAAUAAGUUGUGCUUCAUUUAAGCUCUUGUUUAUAUCAUGAUACACUUUCCGCCAGAACGUACGUUUAUUUGACCCUUUUUUUACUGAGAUAUCAUUUUCUAGUGUAGGGGCCUCUCUGUUAUAGACAAUAUAACUCAAAUACGAACGUAUAAAACAAAAUAAAUAAAUUUAAC
Ciona intestinalis (vase tunicate) is the source of this 1268-nucleotide messenger RNA. Lineage: Eukaryota; Metazoa; Chordata; Ascidiacea; Phlebobranchia; Cionidae. The record is from RefSeq and is a predicted model, not a curated record.